ACUCCACGGUGAGAGGGGCAAUUUACUAGACUAGGGCCCUUGACCUUUGCCCUCCUUCAGGAUUUCGCCACCUUGCGGGAAGGCGGGGGAAGGGAUAUAUUAACGUCCCUCCCUGACAACCGGGACGCGGACCACCGCCUCGGAAGUAAACACUCCGCUCUCGGGGGUCUCCGGCUACACGAACGCCAGCGCCGGGAGGAGACACUGCGCAUGCGGAGAAGGCGACCGCGCGGUCGACGGUGCGCACUGCGCAUGCGCCCGGCUCUGGGGGCGGUGUUCUUUUUUCCCUCUAGGCAGGUGAGCGGCGGCUGCACUUUCCCGCCCUCUCGUCCCUCCUCCUGCUGGCCUCGCCCCCAAGGCGUUGCUAUGGGGACCCAGCGGCCACUGCCUGCCUGUGGGGGCGCCUCCUGCCUGGCAGCUUCUUGGGACCAGGUUCAUGGAGCUUCCGAUUAACGACGUCGAUCAGACCAAGAACCGGCGGGGCCUGGGCCGUUGCAGGCAUUUCUUUUGGCUGGGCGUCGCCUUCGACACGGUGGGCGCCACCGUGCUCCUUACCGGGGUCUUCGCCAACCUGCUCUUCUACGACCUGUUGCUCUACUUGGGUUCCAUCAUCAUCUUCCUCAGCCUCCUUUGGUGGGUUUUCUGGUACAGCGCUAACAUCGAACUGACUUCUGAAGAGCCCACACCCAGACCCUACCACCUGCCCUCCGCCACCACGCUGGAAAUCCUGAGCCAGACCAUCAGCAACCGCUUCUCUUUCUCCAUCGGCAAUGUUUCCAGCACCUUUAUGCGGAUGCGGCAUCGGCGUCAGUGCCGCAGGAGGAUCCUGCCAGAGAGUGCUUCAAUGAAGAUGACCGUCACGGGUCAGCUGGGCCAGCUAGACCAGGAGGACCAGGUCAAAGACCGGAUGGAAAGUGCCAAGGAGAGCGAUGCGGCUCGGGACAUCGAGGAUCUCCCCCAACAUAAAGCUGUCAAAAGCGGAGAGGAAGUUUGCUCACUGGGCCCCAGUGCUGGUCCCCUAGGCCCUAAGACUAGAUUGCCAUCGACCCAUCAGGUACAGCCGCAGCUAACUCCGUCUUCUCUGGACCAGCCUCUAACUCCAGCCAUCCUGGCUUCUAAGAGCCUACCCGUAGUCCCCUUGGCCUCUAUGAGCCAGCCUGUACUUAUUCUGACUUCUAAAAGCCAGCUGCCUGCAGCCACUCUUGCCUCUAGGAACCAGCCCGAUGUCCCCUUGCCCUCUGCAAGCCAGUCUGUACCUGUUGUGACUUCAAAGAAGCAGCCUGUAGUUUUGUUAGCUGCUGCUAGCCAGGCCCCUGCAGUCACACUUGCCUCUAGGAGCCAGCCUGCUGUCCCCUUGUCUUCUACGAACCAACCUCUGACCAUCCUUACCUCCCAGAGCCAGCCUCUGGUACCUGUGGCCUCUCAGAGGCAUUCCGUAAUGACUGUCACUUCACAGAGCCACCUCCUGGUGCCUGUGGCUGCCCAGACCCAGCUCCAAAAUCUUUCUCAAGCCUGUCAAACUCAGCCACCGCCUGUUCAGGCUUCCCAAGCCCAGAAUCUGGCCACCCCAGUCUCUCUGCUCCAACUUCUGCCCACACAGUCUUUUCAGACCCAAAUGGUGGACCCUCAGGUGGCCCAGACCAUCCAGGACUUUCAGGCCAUGGAUCACACCCAACAGGCCACCCAGAGCAGCUCUUCAGUACAAAGGAUUGAACCAAGCCAGUCCCUGUCUGCCCAGGAAUUUCACAAAAAGUCACUGGCUUUCAAGACCCCGCCACCACUGGGCCAGAAGCUAAGUCCGAACCCCCCUGAUGUGGCAUCAGUGCUCCCUGAGUCCCCAACUCCAGCUGCUCAUGCCCAGGAGUCAAUGUCCCCCAGGAGGUGGCCCACCCCUGACCUGGCAAAGAAGAGUUGCUCACUCUAGCACAGAGCCAGACCCCAGCCUCUGAAAAAACUCACCAAUCGUCCUCCAGAUUUAAGUGCCAAGUUUCUAAAAGCACAAAUACUUGCCUUCACCUUGUUUUGGAAAUCUCCGUCUGGAGUCCUGACCUGCCUGAGACCAGCACAAUAACCAGCCUGCCUCUGCCAAGUAUACAUGUUUCAGUGUUGAGGAGAAUUUUCUAGCUUGCAGGCAAUAAAGUUAUUUAUUGCCAGAAUUUUAAGCCAUAAUAAACUAUGCUAUUCCAAAUGAACAUUGUUUUAAAAUAAGUUGGAUUUUAAAACAGACCUUGCUUGUGAAAGCAUUCCAGCCUUCUGAGUGGAAAAUAAUAUCUCACAUACUCUGGGUGAAGAUAGAGGUGCAAUUUCCAUAGAAAUGGACAUUGAAAAAUGCAGCUCCUUGUAGUUAAGGAUACUUUGUGACCUCUCAGGUAUCAGAAACAUAAAUACAAUCAAUGUAUUGUAACAUGCUAUAAUUUAUAUGUUCAUUUUCUUUAGGUAACUUGAGUUUCCCUUUUUCCCAAGGAUUUAAAAUCUGAUUUGAUUGCACAUUUUAAUGAUAAU
Molecule: messenger RNA, 2502 nt
Organism: Phacochoerus africanus (Common warthog)
Lineage: Eukaryota; Metazoa; Chordata; Mammalia; Artiodactyla; Suidae
Product: helicase SRCAP-like
Exons: 2
Coding region: 437-1924 (495 amino acids)
Source: RefSeq, a predicted model, not a curated record